CCAUUUCAUAUGUCCUUAAAUACUUGCUAUGGUCUGCUUAUUCAAAACCACGAUUAUUUAUUAGUGCUUUAGGAUUAAUUGGUUUAUGGAUCGCACUUAUUAAACAACAGUUAAUGAAAUCACCAUUAGAUCCAUUGGUUCAUAUAGCUCCAAAUGUAUUAGAUGAAGUGAAAGAACUAUAUGUUCCAGAAAUGCCUAUUAUGGUCGAAAAUGGUUUGGCAUGUCGAUAUCUUGCUAUAACAAUUCGAAAUAUGGAUCAAAUUGAUCAAAAUCUUCGAAAAAAAAUUUCAGAAUCAUUAAAUUCAUUGGAUAUUCGUGUAAAUGAAGCCACUAAAAUAUAUGCAGAUUUUAGACAUGAAGCUAUAAUUUUUUCACGAACAGUUUUUGAUAGAAUGAAUGCAAUAGAUGAACAAUUAGCAAAGAAUGAGAAAAGUGAAAAAGCUACUGAAAUUAUACAAAAACAUCUUGAU
Messenger RNA from Dentiscutata erythropus, 470 nucleotides. The record is from the annotation of a GenBank genome assembly. NCBI's taxonomy places the organism in Eukaryota, Fungi, Glomeromycota, Glomeromycetes, Diversisporales, Gigasporaceae.